Messenger RNA from Protobothrops mucrosquamatus (brown spotted pit viper), 1028 nucleotides. It is a transcript of the gene RAB27B, whose product is annotated as RAB27B, member RAS oncogene family. Lineage: Eukaryota; Metazoa; Chordata; Lepidosauria; Squamata; Viperidae. Gene Ontology annotation, molecular function: GTP binding; GTPase activity. Gene Ontology annotation, biological process: melanosome transport; positive regulation of exocytosis. The record is from RefSeq and is a predicted model, not a curated record. The coding region runs from base 18 to 674 and encodes 218 amino acids. The transcript has 5 exons. Gene Ontology annotation, cellular component: secretory granule; melanosome.
UCAUCCAGGUCAGCAUUAUGACUGAUGGGGACUAUGACUAUUUGAUCAAACUCCUGGCCCUCGGGGAUUCUGGGGUUGGAAAGACCACUUUGCUGUAUAGAUACACAGACAACAAGUUCAACCCAAAGUUCAUCACAACAGUAGGCAUCGACUUUCGAGAAAAGCGUGUGGUGUACAACAGCCAGGGGUCAAGUGGUUCUUCUGGAAAAGCCUUUAAGGUCCAUCUGCAGCUAUGGGACACAGCUGGGCAAGAGAGAUUCAGAAGUCUCACCACAGCAUUUUUCAGAGAUGCCAUGGGCUUCUUGCUAAUGUUUGAUCUCACCAGUCAACAGAGCUUCUUAAAUGUCAGAAACUGGAUGAGUCAGUUGCAAGCAAAUGCUUAUUGCGAGAACCCUGACAUAGUAUUAAUUGGAAAUAAAGCUGACCUAUCAGAUCAGAGGGAGGUCAAUGAAAGACAAGCAAAAGAACUUGCAGACAAAUACGGCAUCCCAUACUUUGAAACAAGUGCAGCGACUGGCCAAAAUGUGGACAAAGCUGUGGAGACACUCUUGGACUUAAUAAUGAAACGAAUGGAACAGUGUGUUGACAAGUCUCAGCUCUCUGACACAGCCAAUGGUGGAAAUUCAGGAAAAUUGGUGUCGUCCAAAUCUGAAGAGAAGAAAUGUGCUUGUUGACUUGGCCAUUCAGGUUGAAGGAAAAAAGGAAUGAGAAGUCAGAAAGUAACAGAAUGACCAAAUGCUAAAUUCAACCUGGAACUCCACGGACCAAAUGAGACUGCUGUUGUUGUCUUAAGCAAGCCUGAUUUUGUUUUUCAAUGCUGAGAAAUCAUGCUUCUGCAUUCAAACAGGUGUUAACUAUCUUCAUAGAAAAUCCAGAGACUCUUUUCUUCUUCAUACAAUAGGCGAGUAAAUAGAGAAAAUAUCUGCUUUGGGGAGAGGAUAAUUGAAAUGUUAGGAGACACCUUUACAAUAAAACAAAGGGUUGUCUUUGUUGGCCUGGGCCAUCAUUUUUCAUCUCUUUGCCUUCUA